This is a messenger RNA of Danio rerio (zebrafish), 1967 nucleotides long. RefSeq names its product MPN domain containing (gene mpnd). Lineage: Eukaryota; Metazoa; Chordata; Actinopteri; Cypriniformes; Danionidae. The record is from RefSeq and is marked provisional. Gene Ontology annotation, molecular function: peptidase activity.
ACUGAAGUGUUUUAUUAGCACGGCGGAACAGAAGUGACGGAAAGAAACAUCAGCUCAGUCUGUGGAGCAGUUUCAGCUCAAAGCGCUUUCCGACGAUUAUCGCGAAAUGGGCUCAGAGCCGCCCUCAUCUCCUCAGGUGGUGGAGGAAGGAGCAGAUGAGGAGGAUGAGGAGCUGAGUGGGGCUGAAGAUGCAGACCUGAGAUCCUCCUCUGGAAGAGGUUCACUUCUGACCAGGAGAGGCAUCACUUUAAGAGUCCUGCUGAAGGAUGGUCUUGUGGAGCCUGGAGAUGGAGUUCUGUCCAUACACUACCUGGGUAAAAAGUUUGUUGGAGAUCUUCUGAAUGAUGGGAAGAUUCGUUGGGUGGAGACCGGGCAGAUCUUUAACUCUCCAAGCGCGUGGGCCACACACUGUAAACGCCUGGUGAACCCGGCCAAAAAAUCUGGCUGUGGCUGGGCAUCGGUGCGAUACCGGGGACAGAAACUGGUCCAGUACAAAACCACCUGGCUACACAAAUACCAGCCCAGUGCUGACAUGAGUCUAAUAAGUGAAGGAGAAGAUGAUGAGAUGGGAGAUGAUGAUGAAGAGGAAGGGAAAACGACCAUUCCAGUAGAGGACAAGAAUAAAAAGUCCAAACCUGAGCUGCACGAGAUUGGCCUGACGCAGAGAAGAGACAGAGAGAGAAUUCCAGUCAGGUACUGCACUCUUGGCACCAGAGAUGCCGCAAGGGAUCCUCACACCCUUGUCGAACUGUCUGCCUUUUCAGCAAUCAACCGCUUCCAGCCUUUUAAUGUAGCCGUUUCCAGCAAUGUUCUGCUUCUAAUGGAUUUCCACUGUCACCUGACCUCAAGUGAGGUGGUGGGGUAUUUAGGAGGUCGUUGGGACACAAACACACAAUUGCUUACAGUCCUGCGCGCAUUUCCAUGCCGCACACGAUUGGCUGAUAAAGAUGCCGCUCCAGCUGUCGAAGAAGAGAUUUGUCAGAAUCUCUUCAUGCGUGGCCUGUCAUUGGUGGGAUGGUAUCACAGUCACCCACGAGGCCCCGCCCUUCCGUCUCUACAGGACAUUGAUUCGCAGAUGGAUCACCAGCUCCGCCUACAAGGCAGCAGUAACGGUUUCCAGCCCUGUCUAGGGAUUAUCUGUGGACCCUAUUACCAUGGUAACCAAGGUGUGGCCUCCACAAUCACCCCAUUCUGGGUAGUGCCUCCUCCUGAGCAACGACCGAAUGAUCACGGGAUCCCAGUGGCGGUAGAGGUCACAUAUGUGCAGGACAACUUCCUCACUACAGACGUGCUCAACGAGAUGAUGCUGUUGGUGGAGUUUUAUCGGUCUGCUCCUGACCUGGUGCAGUUCAGUCAGAUGUGGAGCCCUAAUACCUCAAUACUCGACAAAAUCAAGGCUUCUCUGAGUGGCCACGCACCCAAAGACCAGGCGUACGCACAGAUCCUGGAGCAUGUGUACAACCAACUGCGCAACACUCAGUGACCCGAGUGCUUUAUGUCUGUGCAAUGUGCAUUAGUGUUAAGCUGUAGAACUGUUGACUUGGGACCUCCUGCCCUGUGCAUUACCAUCUGUGCACUGUUAUACUGUAUAUGAAAUGCCUUCGUGGAGGAUAUAUCAUAUAUGCUUCCGUCCAAACUGUUGCCUUUAGGACUGUUAGGUCUGUAUCACUGGCUGUGGUUUACGCGAUUCUGCCAUAUCUGUGCUGUGAAAUUUGUCUUCCUCUGUGGUAGAAAUGUCUCGGUGGGUAGUUACGAAAGAGAAGACGGGUAACUUGUGAUCUCUUUUGGCUAGUAUUUAUGCGUUCGUGUGAUUAGAUUUGUGCCAAUAUGGGAUCGAUGCCUUUUUUUCCCUGCUGAAUACCUUAAAAUAUACACUGGAACAAGAAACAAAAUGUGCGUUUGCUUCCUGCAACAAUGUUUUUUCUAACUGUAUAAUUAAAAAACUGUUCAUACUCUUACAAGUGAAA